Molecule: messenger RNA, 1461 nt
Organism: Coccidioides posadasii C735 delta SOWgp
Lineage: Eukaryota; Fungi; Ascomycota; Eurotiomycetes; Onygenales; Onygenaceae
Molecular function (GO): heme binding; monooxygenase activity; oxidoreductase activity, acting on paired donors, with incorporation or reduction of molecular oxygen
Source: RefSeq, a predicted model, not a curated record
AUGGCUGAAGGCUUCAUUUACUCCGUCUCAAACUCUAGGAGAGAAGAUGUGCUUUCGAACGCGUUGGUUAUUGGUAUUGCGUUAAUACUAGCGAUCACUUUCUGGGUUCACUCUCGCGAUCCACUGAGAUCAAUUCCAGGUCCCCUCUGGGCAAAAUGGACACCCUUUUGGUUGGUACACUACGCUCGCAGUGGCAAUAUGCAUCGCCAAAUGAUUGCAACACACAAAAAAUAUGGGAGACUAGUCCGAGUAGGGCCAAAUGAAGUGAGCACUGCAAAUCCAGAGGCACUCAAAGCGAUAUACGGCGCAGGUGGUGAUUUCCGCAAGAGUGACUGGUACAGCGUGUGGCAGGGGCUUCGCAAGUGGGACCUUUUCGGGGAGCGCAAUGAAAGCAUUCAUCGAGCGCAGCGGAGGUUGGUCAGCCAGAUAUACUCAUUGUCCAAUAUGAAAAAGCUCGAGCCUUAUGUGGACAAAGCGGUGGUGCUCUUCAUGACCAAAAUGUCCGAGAUGCAGGGUCAGCAGGUUAAUAUGAGUAAAUGGGCCCAACUAUUUGCCUUUGACGUGAUCGGAGAAGUAACAUUCUCGAAGCGUUUUGGGUUCAUGGAUGCUGGCAAAGACGAUGGUGCCUUUAGCCUCAUCGAUAAGUCACUGCGAUGUGCAGCCUGGGUCGGAUACGUACCUUGGGUGUACUGGACCAACCUCCGGCUUUCGCCAAUAAUCGGUAGUCAUCUCGCGGUGACUGCCCGGCAGGGAAGUUUGCUAACAUUUGCGGCAAAGGCAAUUGCAGAACGCAAAAAAAGAGGCAGCGACCACCAAGAUAUUCUGGGACAGCUCUUUGACGUCCAGCGGGAAAAGCCAGAGCUGGAUGAUAUCUGCGUCACAUCGAUGGUUGCUAGCAAUAUCUUUGCAGGGAGCGAUUCAACGGCCCUUUCCAUAUCAUCCCUUCUCUAUCAUGUCGUUAAGAACGAGCAAUGUAAAAAGAGACUGGUGGAAGAAAUCGAUGCUACAGCCAGAGCCAACAACAUUGGCCAUGGAGACAUAUUUUCGCUUGAGACGGCGAAUAACAUGCCGUACUUACAGGCAUGUAUGUGGGAGGCUCUUCGCUGUCAUCCGGCAGUAGGGAUGAAUCUUGGGCGAGUAGUCCCCCCACAAGGUGUUAAAAUAGAUGGACAAUAUCUCCCCGGUGGGACCGUUGUCGGCGCAAACGCAUGGGUUAUCCAUCAAGAUAAAGACACCUUCGGCGAGGACGCCCAUAAAUUCCGGCCAGAGAGGUGGUUAGAAGAGCCAGAUCGUGUUAGCCAGAUGAGACGAGUAUUUUUUACUUUUGGUGGCGGAUCACGGUUUUGUAUUGGGAAGAAUAUCGGCUGGCUUGAGAUGUCCAAGUUUGUCCCAACAUUAUUCCAUGACUUUGAAAUUGCUCUCGCAGACGCUGACCAGAAAUUGAAAGAGCUUGCUUGGUAA